Molecule: messenger RNA, 1194 nt
Organism: Vicia villosa (hairy vetch)
Lineage: Eukaryota; Viridiplantae; Streptophyta; Magnoliopsida; Fabales; Fabaceae
Exons: 5
Coding region: 1-1194 (397 amino acids)
Source: RefSeq, a predicted model, not a curated record
AUGACUCACAGUCUGGAUAGAGAUAUACAUGGGAGGACUGCACAGCACGCAUUCAUGUGGUGUGAAUGGGCGCGUGUAGUAUCUCAGGUGACUGAUGGAGCUGUUGUUCCACCUGAUACACCCGCUCCAGCCGGUUCUUCAACAUCUGUCCCAGUUAAGGGGAUCUCUACGCCUGGUCAAGUUGAUACACCUGCUCCAGCCGGGCCUUCUCCAUCUAUUCUAGUUGAGGGGCCUUCCCCGUCUACUACUACCACUUCACAGAGGCCCCGUGAUGAUGCUGAGGGGUAUGUCGAUCAUGCAACUAGGCGUAUAUGGGAUGGAGAGGAUAGAGAUCUGCAGAGGUUCUACAACCAAGGCCGGAAGAUUGCGGGACUUGUGCAGCCUGACGAGUCAUGGUUCUAUGAUGUACUAGCAACUUCUGGCCUGAGGGACCUCUGUCAGGUGGGCUACACAAUAAUACAUAAUGAGAUGCUGAUGGAAUUUGCGGAGAGAUGGCAUCCAGAGACCUCCUCAUUUUAUCUUCCUCACAACGAGAUUACCAUCACUCUAGAUGAUGUGGCAUGCCUCAUGCAUCUACCUAUCAGGGGUACCCUAUUUGGUUACGAUAGGCUGACGAAAGAGGAAGCGAUGGAGAUGCUGAUUGCUGAGCUGGGGUGCGAUCCGGAUGACACACUUGAGGAGGUGGAGAGUACCCGCGGGGCGCAUGUGAGGUUUCACACUUUGCAGAGAAUAUAUGACACGGAGCUUCUUGUGGCACAUCAGGAUGCUAGCGACGAGGUGGAGGCAGAUAUACACAGAGAACGGGCGCUGAGAUGGAGUGGUUGUACUAGCGUACAAUUACUACAGACUGGGAGAGGGAUGCCUGUGGAAGGCAAGGACGGUGGCAGACAAUUGUACCUUUUUAGUGGUACUAAUCUUAUCCCUUCUACUUAUUAUAUAUUUGUGAUAGGAGAGGUGCCGACCUACACUGAGCUCAAGCCGCGUGCCAGUAGAUUCAGCCCCCGUAGAGGGAACCAGGAGCCUCUAUCUUACAGGCGCGGACUUGAUCACAUUCUUGCCGAGGACGUACGUUAUGAUUGCUAUGCUGAGCACCGAGAGACGGUUCCCUUUGAUGAGAUAGCUUUGUAUUCUGGAUGGUUGGCCGCCGGCUCGACCAUUCUUGUACGAUACCUUCCGGAGCGCGUUAUGCGUUAG